Dreissena polymorpha is the source of this 741-nucleotide messenger RNA. RefSeq lists its product as uncharacterized. The transcript has 3 exons. NCBI's taxonomy places the organism in Eukaryota, Metazoa, Mollusca, Bivalvia, Myida, Dreissenidae. Bases 39 to 650 code for a protein of 203 amino acids. The record is from RefSeq and is a predicted model, not a curated record.
CUUACUUGAAACCCACUAUUUGUGAACAAGUGAUUUCAAUGUGCAUGUUUCAUAUAUGCUGUUAUUUAAACACAGAUUCCCCAGUUACAACAACCAUCAGUCAAGUGUACAUUGUCGUCAAUCAAAAUAUGACGUCACAGUUCAAUUUCACCUGCAGCGUGACGUCAGCAUGUCACGAGUACACCAUAGCGCUGUAUUCCGGGGGCAGCCUCCACCUCGGUGAAGGCGGCUCCUAUGGGUGUUCCACUGCGAUGACGAGCGACGGUGGCAUGAACAGGUCCUGCACCUUCAAUGUCAGCGAGGAGUUGAUAAAGAGCCAGGAGAACCUUGACGUUGCAUGCGUGCUGCUGAAAGACAACGCUGUUGCUAAGCAACAAGCGUUCCAGUUACCGACUUGUUGGGAUGUACGGCCAGAGUGCAACUGUAGCUUCACCAAGUUCGGCUGUGACACCCUGUGUGACAUAUUUAAGUCAUGUUUCCAUGACAACGAUUCUACCCGCUACCAGAAGUCGGUGUUGCCAGCCAUGGCUCCAGGAAAUUCAAGCUGCACGACAAUGUGUACGUCAAAAUGGUGCCAGGAUGCCUCUGAGGGGAACAAAACCGCGCACACCAACACCGAUAUGAUGCGCGCCAUUUGCAAAAAACCUUAAAUUGUCGACAUUAUUUGUGUGUUGAAUAUGUACAAUGCAGAAUCUAACCUGAUUCUCAGUAAGAAUAUUUGGCCAUUUAAAAAGCAGAUCA